Molecule: messenger RNA, 666 nt
Organism: Salvia splendens (bonfire salvia)
Lineage: Eukaryota; Viridiplantae; Streptophyta; Magnoliopsida; Lamiales; Lamiaceae
Product: late embryogenesis abundant protein At1g64065
Exons: 1
Coding region: 1-666 (221 amino acids)
Source: RefSeq, a predicted model, not a curated record
AUGGUGGAAACCUCCGAGCAAAUCCGGCCUCUAGCCCCCGCCUCCGAGCGCCCCACCAGCAGCGACGACGAAGCCGCCGCCGCCACCCCAGUAAACCACCGCAGGCGCCGCCUCCUCCGGUGCUGCGCCUGCGUGGGCGCCGUCCUCCUCAUCCAAGCCGUAGUAAUAGUAAUCCUAAUCUUCACCGUCUUCAAGGUGAAGGACCCCGUGAUCCGUCUCAACGGCGUCACGGUAGACCGCCUGGAUCUCAUCAACGGCACCACGACGCCGCAGCCGGGCAGCAACAUGACGCUGACCGCUGACGUGUCGGUGCGGAACCCGAACUACGCGUCGUUCAGGUACCCUGAAACGACGUCGUCUUUGUACUACAGGGGGACGGAGAUCGGGGAGGCGCGGGGGCCGGCGGGGAAGGCGAGGGCACGGCGGACGGCGAGGAUGAACGUGACGGUGGAGGUGAUAGCGGAUCGGGUGACGGGGCAGCCGGAGCUGGGAUCGGAUAUUAAUUCGGGGGUGCUGACGCUGGGGAGUUACACGGUGGUGGGAGGGAAGGUCAAGAUUUUGAUGGUGAAGAAGCAUGUCAGGGUUACUAUGAACUGCUCGUUGACCGUUAAUCUUACUAGCCAGGCUAUUCAGGAGCAGAAGUGUAAGCGUAAGGUCAAAUUGUAG